Molecule: messenger RNA, 2271 nt
Organism: Oncorhynchus tshawytscha (Chinook salmon)
Lineage: Eukaryota; Metazoa; Chordata; Actinopteri; Salmoniformes; Salmonidae
Product: cell division cycle-associated protein 7
Exons: 10
Coding region: 822-2033 (403 amino acids)
Biological process (GO): regulation of DNA-templated transcription
Cellular component (GO): nucleus
Source: RefSeq, a predicted model, not a curated record
GGGAUCUUUCUAUAUUAUUUGAGCUAGGGAGAAUUGUGUUUUAGGGAAUGCACCCAAUUCAGUCUUUUAGGGCAGAUUUCUGAAAUGUACUGUACGCACUCAAAUAUUUUUGGGAUUUAGCAUCUACAUAUCAUUUGUAGUUGUAUAUUGUGAACUAUUGUACAUAAGCCUAUUGUAAAUUGUAUAGCCUACAUUGUCCUAAUCUUUUUAUAUAUGAGAUAUACUGUAUAGCUAGAUAAUUAUUUUAAUCUAUUAAGUUAAUCUACCUAUGGAUUCAUAAAUGGAAUAGUUUUUUUUUUUUUUUUUAAUAGUCUAUAACUAUAUGUUGGGUAAAAAAAAAAAAAAGAUAAACAUUACAUGAAAGUUCAAAGUAUUAUUUCAUUCAACAAGGACGCGACGACAACACCAGAUGGAAAGGACGCGGGAGUUUUUCUAUAAACCCGCCCAUUUAGGCAAAUGUGGACCUUGGGAUAUCGCGCCACUGCUUAGUACUUGGAAGGUUAGAUGUUGGUGGAUCCGUAUAUGACAUAAUGUUUCAAAAAAGGUGCACAAAAAUAAAGAUGUCCACCAGCAGUAUUUUCUAAAGACUUUUUUAAAAUUUUAUGUGGCGUAUAUUUGUGGAUUAUAUUUUUCUUUUAGACCGUCUUUUGAAACAAAAGUUUAUACACCUUUCAGGACACUUUCCUGGCGCGGGAAAUUUCUCAGCCAACAUCUGCUAGUCCGAAUUUUGGUGGGGUUUCUCUGUAUUCAUAAAAGGACUGCAGAAACGUGUACUUGAGUUUUGACUGAAUUUCUUUGCAGAAAACUUUAUAGAAAACAAAAUGCGUCCAUCUGGCUCUAAGCGUCUGCAGGCCCCCCAGCCUCCCUCCACCAGGAUGGGUUUGCGGAGUUUCCGUAAUGUACCUCUGGUGCCCAUGGAGACAUCCUCUUCAUCAGAUGACAGUUGUGACAGCUUUGGCUCUGACGGUGGCUUUGCUAACACGAAAAGUAGCUUCAGAGAAGCUAAGAAGGUGGCGGAGAGAGCGAAGGUGUUUGAGGCCAGCUCGGAGGAAGAGUCUCUCAGUGGAUUUGAGAAUGCCUUCAGCAGUGAAAUGAGUGCCAUGAGAGUGGACUCUGACUCUGAGGAGUCGGUGACGCCGCGGAAGAGGGGCCGUCGGUCACAAACUCUGAAAGUGGCCAUGAAAUUCCCCACCAGGAGGGCCAGCCAGAAGAAGAGUAUUGCAGCAGAGCCCCCUAAACAGCCCAAAGUCGCUCCCAAACAGAUCACUGGGGAGGGAGACAACUUCAUGGACAAGAGAGCGCUUAACAUCAGGGAGAACAAAGCCAUGCUUGCAAAGCUGAUGGCAGAACUCGACAAAAUACCUGGCUUCCCUAGAAGAACGUCCCUGCCCAUGACUAAUGCGCCCUGUCGCACCCCUCGCCGGUCUCAGGGAGCCCCUGGACCCCGCAGGAGGAACCCUGAGCGUACCUCUCGGCCCCACACUCGCUCCCGCUCCCUGGUGGACGGCCCCCCAUCAGAGGAGGAGGAGGAAGAGGAGGACAAAUUCAGCCUGGUGCGCAGGAGCUGCUACUACGAGGAGAAAGCGCCCCGUCGGCGCAGCUACAACGGGGUGCAGGCCUUUCCUCAUGUGGUGCGGCCUGUGAAGGACAUCUCCCAGAGGGAGCUGGAUCUGAUCGCAGACAACGUGCGGGAGAAGGUCUACAACAGCUCCACUGGGUCCACUUGCCAUCAGUGCCGGCAGAAAACGGUCGACACCAAGACCAACUGCCGUAACCCAGAGUGUGUGGGGGUGAGGGGUCAAUUCUGUGGCCCGUGUCUCCGUAACCGCUACGGAGAGGAGGUCCGAGAUGCCCUGCUGGAUCCUGAGUGGGAGUGUCCGUCGUGCAGAGGGAUCUGCAACUGCAGCUUCUGUAGAGCCAGAGAGGGUCGCUGUGCCACUGGGGUUCUGGUCUACCUGGCUAAAUACCACGGCUACGACAACGUCCAUUCUUAUCUCAAGAGUCUGAAGAAGGAAAUGGAAGAGGGCCAGUAAACUGUGGAGAAUGUAACCGGAUUCGGAACCUGACUGACGAUGUUGUGAUGUGGCUUUUAUAUUCCAUAAUGCAAAACAGUAGAUUUUUCUAUUGCUCCUGAUUCUGAAAAUGUUUACAUUGUUUUAAAUGUGUACAGUUUUACUGUCAAUUACGUGAGUGGUAUGUUUAUACUGUGAUGUUUGCCUGUGACAUUCACACUUUUAACCUGUAAGUUUGGAUAAAAACUAUAUGUAUAAA